AUGUAUAAAUCACAAGUGAUUAGUAUUAACGAUGUUCCACAGAAUGUUCUUGGAAUUAUUUUUUCACAUUUGGACCAUGGAGACAGGUUCAGAGCUUCUCUCGUCAACAAAAAUUGGUGCUACGUCUUCAAAAAUUCAUCAAAUCUGUGGAAGAGUUUUCAUUUCAAAUUUUUGACCAAACGUAAACUGCCCAACAUGCGCUGCUUGCGUGCUAUCGGCAAGUUUAUUUGCAAUCUAUAUAUUGAGGUUAAUCCUGAAAUGAAAGCUUGCAGACAGUCUGCUCUCUAUGCCAUUAAUUAUUUUGCUCGCCAAACCAAACGACGUAUCGUGGCGUUCAAAUUGCAUUUCAAAGAUCAAUGUCAUUUUUACAAUGAAUUCAACGAAGCCAUAAAUAAUUUGCUAACUUUACCAGUAGAAAGUGGAAUAAGCUGCAGAUCAUUGGUCGAGGUUGAAUUGAUUGGACGGUACUAUGGUUUUGAUGAAAAAUUAAUUAUUGUUUUAGUUGAAAAUCACAACAAAACUCUUAAAAAACUGUACCUCCACAAUUUAUUUUUUGCCGAUGAUAUAAACGCUGACAUGUCAAAAUUCGUGAUAUCCAAUUGCCACCAGUUGACACAUUUGGGUCUCCCUGGCUUCAGCAUUAAUGAUGAGGUUGUGUCAGCCAUCACGCAACCUGAAGAUCGCCUGAAAUUACAAAAGUUUGUUAUCCUUUGCUCAUUUAACCAAAUGUAUAUUGCCAGGACUAGCUCUAAAGCCUGGAGACGUCUGGUCACACAUUCAAAAGAUUUGAAAGUAAGCUUAAUUUUUGAUUAUGCAUGCCCUAUGCGAGUUGCAAUGAAGGUUUUCAGACCAGAGAUACCUGUUAGCGAACUUACUUUAGAAACCUGGGCUAAAAAAGUACACCACUUCAUUAAACUGGCUCUUAAAUAUUACAGAUCGAGCCUCACAAAACUCUCAAUAACGUGUCCCGAGCAACAUGAUGAAUUAUUUGAGAAAGAGUUGAUAAACGUUGCCCAAUGCUGUUUUCGCUUAUCCUCACUGCACAUUAGAUCUCCUAUCAGUGAGAACACCAUUUCAAAAAUUUCAUCACUAAGACCAGAUUUGAAAGAUUUGAAGUUGUAUACGCAGUAG
Molecule: messenger RNA, 1131 nt
Organism: Helobdella robusta
Lineage: Eukaryota; Metazoa; Annelida; Clitellata; Rhynchobdellida; Glossiphoniidae
Exons: 1
Coding region: 1-1131 (376 amino acids)
Molecular function (GO): protein binding
Source: RefSeq, a predicted model, not a curated record